AUGGUCUUCGGUGAUUUCAGCUCCAUCUGCAGCAAGGCGCCGCUUCCCCUCUGUACACUAGUUAAACCUCUUAAAGGCACUCAAAAUGUGGACACCAUCUACCAUGGCAUUCUUCCAAAAUGUUAUGCACGUACAGUCGAUCUUGCAAACACACUGAUAUUUGAAAUAGGAACGGCAUUUAUAAACCUCGGCAAUCUUGUCAUUCUACUCAUGAUUAUCUAUUUGGUGAGACUACGAUAUACCUCUGUGGCUCGAAAGGAAAUGAUCUUCUUCUUCUGGUCCCUUAUAUCCCAUACUGUCAUCACCCUCAUCAUAGACACUGGUGUUUCACCACCGGGCUCAAGAACGUACGCUUACUUUGUCGCUUAUGAAGUUGGUAAUACGGCCGUUGUUUGUUGGUCCUUGCUCUUUGCUGGACUCUCAAGCUUUAAUUUCUGGGAUGAUGGUUCUUUCCAAACGAUCUUCUCUCUGUACAUCUCUUCGGCAUUUGUCUUCAUUGUCAAUUACCUAGUUGCCAUAUUCACAUUCAAAGGAUGGGGCGGCGGCCUUCAAAAUGAUAAUACCAUCGCACUCUAUGUGUUUUAUUUUGUCCUUAACGCCAUAAUGCUCGGCUUGUGGCUAGUAUCACAACUAAUAAUUUGCUGCUUUACAUUGGUGUGGAAUUGGUGGGCACUUGGUGCUCUGUUCUUAACUUGUUUCUUCUUCGCCGCAUCUCAGGUUCUCUUGUACGGAUUCAGUGAACAGAUUUGUCUGCGUUUGAACCAUUAUGUCGAUGGAUCUCUCUUUAGUACAUUGUCCACAAUGUUCUGCUUUAUGAUGAUCUACAAGUUUUGGGACAUCAUCACUUUUGACGAUGAUGAAUAUUACAGAUUCACAGCCUUUGUCCCUGCCGUUGCAAACAAACAAGAAGCUAGCGCCCUACUAAAGAACUAA
Pichia kudriavzevii is the source of this 933-nucleotide messenger RNA. RefSeq lists its product as uncharacterized. Gene Ontology annotation, cellular component: endoplasmic reticulum membrane. The transcript has a single exon. The record is from RefSeq and is a predicted model, not a curated record. NCBI's taxonomy places the organism in Eukaryota, Fungi, Ascomycota, Pichiomycetes, Pichiales, Pichiaceae. Gene Ontology annotation, biological process: protein folding. Bases 1 to 933 code for a protein of 310 amino acids.